Gorilla gorilla gorilla (western lowland gorilla) is the source of this 687-nucleotide messenger RNA. It is a transcript of the gene PSENEN, whose product is annotated as presenilin enhancer, gamma-secretase subunit. The transcript is spliced from 4 exons. The record is from RefSeq and is a predicted model, not a curated record. Lineage: Eukaryota; Metazoa; Chordata; Mammalia; Primates; Hominidae. The coding region runs from base 227 to 532 and encodes 101 amino acids. Gene Ontology annotation, biological process: Notch receptor processing. Gene Ontology annotation, cellular component: gamma-secretase complex.
CAGCGCAUGCGUGCAGUGUUGCCUCGCCCAAAGAAGACUACAAUCUCCAGGGAAACCUGGGGCAUCUCGCGCAAACGUCCAUAACUGAAAGUAGCUAAGGCAUCCCAGCCGGAGGAAGUGAGCUCUCCUGGGGCGUGGUUGUUCGUGAUCCUUGCAUUUGUUACUUAGGGUCAAGGCUUGGGUCUUGCCCCGCAGACCCUUGGGACGACCCGGCCCCAGCGCAGCUAUGAACCUGGAGCGAGUGUCCAAUGAGGAGAAAUUGAACCUGUGCCGGAAGUACUACCUGGGGGGGUUUGCUUUCCUGCCUUUUCUCUGGUUGGUCAACAUCUUCUGGUUCUUCCGAGAGGCCUUCCUUGUCCCAGCCUACACAGAACAGAGCCAAAUCAAAGGCUAUGUCUGGCGCUCAGCUGUGGGCUUCCUCUUCUGGGUGAUAGUGCUCACCUCCUGGAUCACCAUCUUCCAGAUCUACCGGCCCCGCUGGGGUGCCCUUGGGGACUACCUCUCCUUCACCAUACCCCUGGGCACCCCCUGACAACUUCUGCACCUACUGGGUCCCUGCUCAUUCUCCCAGGACAGGCUCCUUAGAGCAGAGGAGCCUGUUCUGGGAGCCCCUUCUCAAACUCCUAAGACUUGUUUUCAUGCCCCACGUUCUCUGCUGACAUCCCCCAAUAAAGGACCCUAACUUUC